This is a messenger RNA of Coccinella septempunctata (seven-spotted ladybird), 4579 nucleotides long. RefSeq lists its product as uncharacterized. Gene Ontology annotation, biological process: carbohydrate metabolic process. The record is from RefSeq and is a predicted model, not a curated record. Gene Ontology annotation, cellular component: extracellular region. Gene Ontology annotation, molecular function: chitin binding; hydrolase activity, acting on carbon-nitrogen (but not peptide) bonds. The transcript is spliced from 17 exons. Lineage: Eukaryota; Metazoa; Arthropoda; Insecta; Coleoptera; Coccinellidae. The coding region runs from base 384 to 4226 and encodes 1280 amino acids.
UUUUCUUGUGGGUGUUAACUUUGCAGGUUUUCCUAGUCGAAAAAAUUUUUCUCGGCCUAACCAAGUUCGCGGUAGUACCGCAACAAAGUGGGGUCUAGUAGUACCCGAAGUGCUGCACGAUCCAAGCAGGCGAAGUGAAUGGCUUGCUGAGGGAAAACGAUUUGAACUGAAUCUUUUCGCUUUCUCUCUUCUUUGCUGGUAUCAAGCCAAACCCCCACUGGCACAUUUCACUCAAGAACAACUUUUGAUACAAUUGUAUACAUCAGUUGCUUAAAGCACGUGGAGUUAACGGCGUGGUGUUCCUCUGUCACAUUUGAGGAGAAUUCCGAUUUUUCUAUGGGAAAGUGAUUUAGCUCCUGCGUGUGACUGUGCCCGAUCUCCUAAUGGAUUUUUCCAAAAUGAUCCAUCCCCUACUGGCGACACUUUUCGUUGUCAUUUCCAUUUCCGAUAUCUGUUUUUCCCAACGAAAACUGCCGAAGCACUCUGUAGUAUCUGUUGACGUGAAGACUGCAGUUCAUUUUGAUUGUCCUGAGGAAUUUGGAUAUUAUCCCCAUCCUGAUGACUGUACCCAGUACUAUGUUUGCGUAUUUGGAGGUGCUUUGCUUGAAUCUUGUACUGGAGGACUUAUGUAUAGUCAAGAACUUCAAACUUGCGACUGGCCACGCAACGUGGGUUGUGAUGGCGCUGAAAUAGCUGCUGCACCAACGACCCCAACACCGUCCAAUUCCAGAGCGAAAGAGGAAUACACCAGGACCAGAUACACACCACCUCCACCCCCAAAGCCAUCUGCUUUAGUCAUUUCGAGGGGACAACCCAGACAACACCAAAUAUAUCACGAUGAAGAGAUCAAUCUAAAGCAACAACAGCUGUAUCAAGAUUCAGAAGAAGCAUUGCCUGAAGCGCAAGAAGAGGAGAGUGACCGUCAGCAGAGAUUUUAUCGUGGUCAACCAUCUACUAUUGGACAAGUUCAAAGAGAUAGGGAUGGCCUGAGACAACCCAAUGCCAUAGCUUAUCAUACUGGACAGAAAGAGAAAAUCGGUGUCAUCUCCUUCGGUAUUCACCAACCUCAAGAACAUCAGAGAGCUGAAUCAACAACCUCUGCACCAGAACCAAUAUCGAUAACUUCACGUAACUUGGUCACCACUAGUCAAUACUCUGCCAGUUCAUAUUCACCAUAUGAACCAGAGUAUGACGACAAGACCAAAUAUGAAUACAACAGUUACAACGAACAACCGAGUGUUGCUCCUGUCUCGUAUAGAAGUAGGACAGCUGCUCCAACAUAUCAGCAGAACGAUGUCCAGUCAUCCAAAAGGGCGAAUGUUAUACAAAACGACUUUAUAAGAGGCGUUUACCAAGAACAGAACUUGCCUGAAUAUCACGAUGUUGCCUACGACAACGAGGAAGAGGACCAAAACACCUACAGAAACUCCAACAGGCAGCCUUUAAGGGUGGACAGAAAGGAGACAAACCUUAUCGAGGAUCACCCGUCAACUUCUAAAUCUAAAAAUAGAAAUGCUGCGUCUCAUGUUUCCAGUACUAGUAGAUAUUCCACAAAAAAACCUGUCAAAACACCCACGCCAACAAUUUCAUAUAAACAGAGUACAGUUGCAUCAAGAGCAUCGACGAAUGUCACAAAUGAAAACUCGCAAGUCUAUCCAAAGCAGAGUCAAUAUUUAAUUCCGGGAAAAUCCACACUCAAUACUAUCCCAACAGCUUCCCCAUCCAGAAAUACACAAACAGACAUUCCAAUUCAAAGCGACACUUCAAAAUUCGUCGAACUUGAAGAACCUUCAUCGGUGUCUUCAGUACGAACUAAUAAACAACCUCCAACCAAUCGGUACAUCACUAAAAAACCACCAUCCAAGUCAACUGACCAAGUCUCGUCAACUGGAACACCGGCUGAACAUAACGAUAAUCCCAAUUCAAAACAUACUAUCAAUAAUUCUUCCUCUUUCUCAACUUCUCCUUCUACUUCAUCACAAAAACCAUCGACGACUCAAAUUUCAUCUGAUGGGAGUUAUGCUCUCAUUGAUCCUACAACUUAUUCACCUCCGAAGUUCCAAAUUAGAACAACCUCUCCGAAAUACUCAGCGUCGUCACCUUCUGUAACCAGGCGAAGAAACCAGAAUGAAAAUUCGAGGAGUUCAGUAUCUAGAGGUCGAAAACAACCUGGUUUGCGACCUCUCCAAUUCAGGGAAAGUAAAAGGCACGAUUAUGCAAGUAGGGUGGAAAAUCCUGUGAAGUUUGUCCAGAAAUUCAUCCCAAUCAGUCCUAUCUCGAUUAACCAAGAACUUACUCCUGUUGAGAAGAAGAAUUCUUCUGAAGGUUCAUUCGAAGAUUCGACGGGAGCCAGUCAACAAAAGAGCCAAUAUUUCUCCGCCUCCAGAUAUGCAAUAGAAACAACUACUGAGACACUCGAAUCGAGAGAGUUGAAGCAAAAUGAGCAGCCUUCAUCAACUCCUUUUGAUAGCUCUAUUUCUUCCCAAAAAACUGAAAUUGAUGACAUAGAGGUAACCAAACCGUCUGUAUCUAUCCAAGACCAAAAAAUCUUGGAAAAACUCAAUCGUUACAAAAGUUCAAGUUUGAUCAACCCAAAUUUCGUUCCACAAGCUAAAGUUUUCAAGAGCACUGUCGAAGUACCCCCUUUAGAGAGCUUAAUAUCCGAUGCAGAUUUCGUUAAGGAUGAACCAGACUUACCUCCAACUUACAAACUGAAACCUUUCAAACAACUCACUAGAACUGCUACAAAUAAGACAGAUUCUUCCCCUAUCACCUCAACUCCCAGAAUAUCCCGGAUAAACCCAGCUUUCAAAUUCAUGAUGAAUUCCCUGCGUGGAACCAAAGGGCAUAACACAAAGUGCAAAGAAUCCACCUCCACCCAAAUCUGCAGCGAUCUCAAGCUGAGAACCAACAACAGAGGUAGAGGUUCUGGUCAUUACACUGCUAGUAACGCUAUCACCAAUGAAGUGACAGUUAACACAGUGAACGUAAAUAGGGGUACACCACCAUCUCGAUCAAGACCAACAUUAAAACCCUCCACAUCUAUAGUAUCGAAAGCACAAGAGUUUGUCGAUAUCUAUAGAUAUCCUCCAAGGAGGCCUGAUCCUAUAUAUCCUCAACCUCAGCCUGACAAAACUGCUGCCAAGUGCCGCAAAGACGUUUGUCUUCUCCCAGAUUGCAACUGUGGAGGAAAAGACAUACCUGGUGACAUACCACCUGACCAAGUGCCACAAAUUGUUCUUCUUACCUUCGACGAUUCUGUCAACGACCUAAACAAAGGACUCUACCAGGAUCUUUUCGAAAAGGGCAGAGUGAACCCUAAUGGUUGUCCUAUUUCUGCUACCUUCUAUGUUUCGCACGAAUGGACUGACUACAGUCAAGUGCAGAACUUAUACUCUGAUGGACAUGAAAUAGCAUCGCAUACAAUAUCACACAGCUUCGGCGAGCAGUUUUCACAAAAGAAAUGGACACGCGAAAUAGCAGGUCAAAGAGAAAUUUUAGCGGCAUAUGGUGGAGUACACCUAGAGGACAUCAGAGGCAUGAGAGCUCCUUUCCUUUCUGUCGGAGGCAACAAGAUGUUCAAAAUGUUAUACGACUCCAACUUCACCUAUGAUUCUUCGAUGCCAAUAUACGAAAAUAAACCUCCAAGUUGGCCAUAUACUUUAGAUUAUAAACUUUUCCACGACUGCAUGAUCCCUCCAUGUCCCACGAGAUCCUACCCAGGAGUAUGGGAAGUUCCAAUGGUGAUGUGGCAAGAUUUGAAUGGAGGCAGAUGUUCAAUGGGGGAUGCUUGUAGUAAUCCAGCUGAUGCUGAGGGCGUUCAUAAAAUGAUAAUGAAGAAUUUCCAAAGGCAUUACACCACAAACAGAGCCCCAUUCGGACUCUUUUACCACGCUGCAUGGUUCACACAACCACACCACAAAGAGGGUUUCAUCAACUUCUUAGAUAAUAUCUUAGCCAUGAGAGACGUUUGGGUUAUCACUAAUUGGCAGGCAGUGCAAUGGGUGAGAGAUCCAACUCCGACCUCUAGAUUGGGCUCUUUCAAACCCUUCCAGUGUGACUAUGCAGACAGACCCAAGCGUUGCAACAAUCCAAAGGUGUGCAACCUAUGGCACAAAUCUGGAGUUAGAUACAUGAGAACUUGUCAGCCAUGCCCAGACAUCUACCCUUGGACCGGAAAUUCAGGCAUUCGUAGUAGUAGAAUUGACAACGACAUAGAAGAUUAGGUUUUAAGAUUAAAUUAUUUAUAUCAACUUUUCACUUUUCAUCGAAGAGUGAAAUCUCCAUGUGAAUGUAAAGUAUGUGUGUUUUUGUACACUUUUGUUGUUGACAAGUUUUUCAGAUAUCCCCUUGUAAAUUACAUUCUUGUCCUUUUGAUAGCAGCGAGCCGACGCUAGAAUAAAAGAAAUUGUUCUUUGGAAAUGUUGGUUAUUCUUUUCGGAAGGUUUCUCGAUCAGCAUCCAGCAAGGACACUAAGUUAUUGAAUUCUCUAUUUAUUUAUUUCAACUUUGAAAUUUCUCCUUCUAAUACGAUGUGAACCAGUGACCUUUAUGUUAAAUAAAUUAUAAUUUAUACCAAA